GAUCACGAAGAGGCCCUUUUCAAUCCUAAUUGCCGCAUUCUUCAUUUGUUAGAAGACAUCAGAAGGCGAUGCAACUGUCCAGAGAACGGUUUGUUUUCUGAUUAUUGGUUAACGAACGCAAAGAGAGUUAGAGUCUGAACAGUUUUUUUUUUUCAAUUUAGCGUGUGUCAACUUCUUUAAAAUGGUGUUUUUACAAUAGUUUUCUUUCCAUUCUUUUUUCUUUGUAGUUGUUAUCGACUUAUCGGAUCUGCGAGGCGCGGUCAAAAAUCUCACUGAUCACCAGUCUUCCAACGCCAGUGAAUUCCUCAACGAAAGGGAAACAUUUAUACUGGUGCGAGUUGAAAGUAAGACAUGAAUUUUUGAAUUUGAUCAAGAAGAUGUUUACAUUUCGUAAUUGAUUAUUCAGUAAUAUUAACUAUAAUCUUGAGGAAACUGUUUUCAUUAGCUUUAUCAUUUUGAAUAGUGCAUCUUUUUUACUAGUUCAUGAUAGUUUUUUUACCCAAAUGUUAGUACUGACCAGUCAACAAAGUUUAUGUCAGCAGUAGAAUUAUAUUCAUAUAAAAGGCAAAGGCAAACAAUGAUAGAUAAUGAUAGAUCUUAGCGAAAGAGUAUGGAACUUUUGUUCGAGAGGUUUAAGGUAGUUGUUAUAGUUAAUAUCUAUCCCAGAUUUUACUUAAAAUGAUCAUUAUUGCCCCCCUUCUUUUUCCAGAAAACCCAACAGAAGGGCGCGACUUUCCAUUGUACACACCUCUCCUAGAUGAUGAGGACGUACUGACAACAGAUUUCUUAGGUGAGCAAAAGUAAAUCAUUGAUGACGUCAUUGCUUUUUUUUUGUAAUUCAACAACUUUCGUUAAUUCACACUUAAAUAAUGAAUACAAAAACUAAAAAUUACUUAAAACCGCUACAGAGCCGCAAAACACAAAAUAUCCAAACAUAGGGACGUCGUUGUUGACAUUUAGUUUCAAUAGCAUGCAGAUUUCAUGGAAAAGCCGAAAUGGUAACUAAAAUUGACACCAAACGAGUUGAAAUCAAGGGCUCGUUAAACAUCGUAGCCUGUGCAUAUCUUUACCCCUUUGCAUGUAACAGUUAAAGAAAUAAAAGCCAUCAGAAAAAGGAAAACUCUAGCAUGGGUGGUAAAUGAGCCCAUACCCUCUUAAAAUAAUUUAAAAUUUUAAAUAACGUUUCGAGAGAGUAUUACGGUAUGUUACCUCAGCAUAAGUGGUUGCAAAAGCCAGAGCAUUAAAGAGUUAAGAUUUACCGUUUAUUGUUGAUCUUUUAUAGUGUGAUCACAGACAAUAUCCACUUAUUUUUGAACAACUGUUUUGUAUUUAUUGCAGAAAGUUUAAGACGGACGCCCACAGACACAUUGGAAAUCAGCGGCAGAACCUCUCGUGGUAUGCGUCGAAAUAGCAUGAAACCAGGUGUCAAGCAUAAAAUGUCUGCGAACUCAGAAAAACUCAGUCCAACGGGAAUUAAUAACAAUGGAAAUAAACUUCCAGCGAGUAAACGAAAAUCAAGCUCUAAUCGGAGGAGUUAG
This is a messenger RNA of Porites lobata, 1538 nucleotides long. The record is from the annotation of a GenBank genome assembly. NCBI's taxonomy places the organism in Eukaryota, Metazoa, Cnidaria, Anthozoa, Scleractinia, Poritidae.